This is a messenger RNA of Cladocopium goreaui, 1179 nucleotides long. Lineage: Eukaryota; Dinophyceae; Suessiales; Symbiodiniaceae. The record is from the annotation of a GenBank genome assembly.
GUGCGUCGUUCAGUCUUCGAUUUGAUGCAAAAAGACCAACUCAAAGCAGUUCUUUCCGGGAAAACUGGUGCUGACAAAGUUCAAACAUCAGUGCCAGUGAAAAAGAUCAAUGCGCCACGCUUUACUUUGGAAAACGACACGCACGACUUCCUGAAGUAUUUGGAGGAGUAUGGAUAUGCGGUUGUAGCAAAUGUUGCCAGCUGCGAAGACAUCAAGAAAGCACAGUCGCUGCUUUGGGAUUUCUUGGAGGCACUGCCGGCAACGCGAGUACGGCGGGAUGACGUGAAGAGUUGGGGCGACCCGCGGGAUUGGCUUCCAAAUCCCGGCAACGGCAUCGUGCAUGGUUGGGGCUUUGGACAAUCAGACUUCAUGUGGCAUUUGCGACAGCUACCACGUGUCAAGGAGUCAUUUGCUGCAAUCUGGGGAACUGAUGACUUGCUGGUCUCCUUUGACGGGGGAAACGUCUUUCGACCAUGGAAAUACAAUCCUGACUGGUUAACAAGCGGAGGCUGGUUCCAUUGCGACCAAAACGCGCAUCUUGGCGUCGAGAGUCGAGGUCGCGUCUGCAUUCAAGGCCUGGUGAGCCUGCGGGAGGCGGAUGAGAACACCGGGGGUUUGGUGCUGGUGCCUGGAAGCCAUCGAGAUCACGAGAAUCUUUGCAACCGAAGUAUGCUUGCUCGAAGAACUGGUGACUUCGUCCCAGUUUCCCUCGACGAUCCCAUCCUCCAAGAGGGUGCGGUUCUGGUCGCUGCCAACGCGGGUGACUUGAUACUGUGGGACUCACGCACUGUCCACUGCAACACACCUGCGUUGACUCAGGAGGUGACUGACGACCUGAGCUGUGAGGAUUGUGAGGAUUGGCAGCUAAUUCGUGAAGUGGGAUAUGUGUGUAUGACGCCGCGCAGUUUUGCGUCAACCGACAUCCUCAAAAAACGAAUCGAGGCGUUCGAGCAGAACAUUGGCACCAGCCAUUGGCCCCACAAGUUUGUCGCGGCGGGCUUCGGAGUGCCUGGAAUGCCCCCGAAAGAUCCCCUGUCCAUCUCCCAGGAGCAGCGAUGGCUGAUUGGCUAUGAUCGACAGCGUCGCUUUUGCUGUGUGCAGUAAGUGGCGAGACGCCAGGACCCUUGACCCUUGCAGCAACAUCGUUGGGCUGAUGUACAGUUCUGCCCAGUGGAAAAA